Molecule: messenger RNA, 6218 nt
Organism: Saimiri boliviensis boliviensis (Bolivian squirrel monkey)
Lineage: Eukaryota; Metazoa; Chordata; Mammalia; Primates; Cebidae
Gene: ANOS1
Product: anosmin 1
Biological process (GO): neuron differentiation
Cellular component (GO): cell surface; extracellular region
Molecular function (GO): protein binding; peptidase inhibitor activity
Source: RefSeq, a predicted model, not a curated record
CGAGCUGGGAGGGAGGUCGGCAGGGAGGGUCUGGCUGGAGUUGAAGGAUUGAACUUUCCGGCUGAGUCGCUGCGGCUGCCUGGUCCCCGGCAGUUGGGCUCCGACGCGGAGCUGGGAGACUCGCCCGCGCCCGGCACCCUCGCCCCCAACCCGCAGCCAUGGUGCCCGGGGCGCCCGGCGUGGUCCUGACCCUCUGCCUCUGGCUGGUGGCCUCCGGGGGCUGCCUAGCGGCCGGCCCUGGCGCGGCUGCUGCGCGGCGGCUGGACGAGUCGCUGUCGGCCGGGAGCGUCCAGCGCGCCCGCUGCGCCUCCAGGUGCCUGAGCCUGCAGAUCACUCGCAUCUCCGCCUUCUUCCAGCACUUCCAGAACAAUGGUUCCCUGGUUUGGUGCCAGAAUCACAAGCAAUGUUCUAAGUGCCUGGAGCCCUGCAAGGAAUCAGGGGACCUGAGGAAACACCAGUGCCAAAGCUUCUGUGAGCCUCUCUUCCCCAAGAAGAGCUAUGAAUGCUUGACCAGCUGUGAGUUCCUCAAAUACAUCCUGUUGCUGAAGCAGGGGGAGUGUCCAGCUCCCGAGAAAGCCAGUGGAUUUGCGGCCGCCUGCGUUGAAAGCUGUGAAGUUGACAAUGAAUGCUCUGGAGUGAAGAAAUGUUGCUCGAAUGGGUGUGGACACACCUGCCAAGUACCCAAGACUCUGUACAAAGGUGUCCCCCUGAAGCCCAGAAAAGAGUUACGAUUUACAGAACUGCAGUCUGGACACCUGGAGGUUAAGUGGUCCUCGAAAUUCAAUAUUUCUAUUGAGCCUGUGAUCUAUGUGGUACAAAGAAGAUGGAAUUAUGGAAUCCAUCCUAGCGAAGACGAUGCCACUCAUUGGCAGACUGUGGCCCAGACCACAGACGAGCGAGUUCAACUGACUGACAUAAGACCCAGCCGAUGGUACCAGUUUCGAGUGGCGGCUGUGAAUGUGCACGGAACUCGAGGCUUCACUGCCCCCAGCAAACACUUCCGUUCUUCCAAAGAUCCAUCUGCCCCACCAGCACCAGCUAACCUUCGGCUGGCCAACUCCACCAUCAACAGUGAUGGAAGUGUAACUGUCACUAUAGUUUGGGAUCUCCCUGAGGAGCCGGACAUCCCUGUGCAUCACUACAAGGUCUUUUGGAGCUGGACGGUCAGCAGUAAGUCUCUUGUCCCAACGAAGAAGAAGCGGAGAAAGACUACAGAUGGGUUUCAAAAUUCUGUGAUCCUGGAGAAACUUCAGCCAGACUGUGACUACGUUGUGGAAUUGCAGGCCAUAACGUACUGGGGACAGACACGGCUGAAGAGUGCAAAGGUGUCCCUUCACUUCACAUCCACACAUGCAGCCAAUAACAAAGAACAGCUUGCAAAAACUAGAAAAGGUGGAAUUCAAACACAGCCCCCUUUUCAAAGACGACGACCCACUCGCCCACUGGAAGUUGGAGCUCCCUUCUAUCAGGAUGGCCAACUGCAAGUCAAAGUCUACUGGAAGAAGACAGAAGAUCCCAUUGUCAACCGAUAUCAUGUGCGGUGGUUUCCUGAAGCAUGUGCCCACAACAGAACAACCAGAUCAGAGGCAUCAUCUGGCAUGACCCAAGAAAAUUAUAUAAUUCUUCAAGAUCUGUCAUUUUCCUGCAAGUAUAAGGUGACUGUCCAACCAAUACGGCCAAAAGGUCACUCCAAGGCAGAAACCAUUUUCUUCACUACUCCACCAUGCUCUGCUCUUAAGGCGAAGAGCCAUAAGCCCGAGGGCUGCCCUGGAGAAGCAGGUCAUGUUCUUUCUAAGGUGCUAGCUAAGCCUGAGAACCUUUCUGCUUCAUUCAUCAUCCAGGAUGUGAACAUCACCGGCCAUUUUUCUUGGAAGAUGGCCAAGGCCAGUCUCUAUCAGCCCAUGACUGGGUUUCAAGUGACUUGGGCUGAGGUCACUACGGAAAGCAGACAGAACAGCCUACCCAACAGCAUUAUUUCACAGUCCCAGAUCCUGCCUUCUGAUCACUAUGUCCUAACCGUGCCCAAUCUGAGGCCGUCCACUCUUUACCGACUGGAAGUGCAAGUGCUGACGUCUGGAGGGGAGGGACCAGCCACCAUCAAGACGUUCCGGACGCCAGAGCUUCCACCCUCUUCAGCGCACAGAUCUCAUCUUAAGCAUCAUCAUCCACAUCAUUACAAGCCUUCUCCAGAGAGAUACUAAACUAUUCAAGAAGAUUUUUUAAAAUUGCACAGAUGUGUAAGCUUGUUGAACUUUGGCCACGAGGCAUGCAUACUUCCAGAGGCAACGGGAACUGCUCAGAGGCCCCAACUCUCCUAUGUGACUUUAGUGCAGGAAGAACUUCUGUCAAUCACGGAUGCAUCUGGAGACAAGUGAGAAACUGUAGACUGGUAAAUACAGAUACCAGCUCCCUACAAGAAUGGAGAAAAUUAAGAAUAGGCCUGUUUAACUCUAAAUUCUGUUUUCAUGUAUGGUGUCGCUCAUUUCUAUUGCAUUACAGCAUAACUCAGUUUUCCCUGAAUUUGGAGCACCAAACUCCCCACAAAAAAGUAGAGUAACAAAUACACAUUUCACACAUAACACUGAGCAUAAAUCUAAUCAAUCAAAUGUACUUUUGACUAAAUUAUUGAUUUGAUAUGAAAAAAUCAGAUUAUACAGCUUUGUUUAUUUGAAUCUUUCAUAAGAUCAUUUUUAUCUUAGGUGAUUUGUAAAUGAAAAUACGUAAUCUAAAAUAUACCAGUGAAUUUAAAUCUAAAAAUGCUCCUACUUUAAGUACCUUAUGCUGCUUUUUACACAAAGGUAAAUGAGAGUUCCCUCUAUAAAUUAUGAUUUACAGAAGACAUCCAAAACAGAGAAACUCAAUGAAAUAAGCUGCUAACCAGAUUUUACCUUGGAGAAAUGAAAAUUAUUUCCUGGGGAUGCUUUUAAAUAUUUGAUCCUAUUAUGUGAGAGAUUUUCCUGAUAUGUUAUCUUAUUUAUAUUUUCCCUUAUUUUCCUCAAUACAGAUAAUAGCUGUUGGUGCACUUUUGUUUCACCAUCUGAAAAUUCACAAAACUUCUUGCUUCAAAUGAAUAAAAUCCCAACUAUUGAGCAUGUUUAGAUCUUUGCAGAGAUUUGUCUUUUCUUAAAGCAAGCUCUUGUAUGCUAGAAUUUUAUUGGUAAUGUUAUAAAAAAUGGCUUUGAUUGAUAGAGAAGGACAGUUACUUGCAUUUAAUUCAUCUAUAUGCGUUCAAAUCUAUUAUAUCUUACCUUUUGGAAAAUUUUAUGCUACAAAUUACUCCCUUGUAGCAUGAACUUAAGUCAAAACAUGUUAUCAGUAUAGAGUGUUGCAGUGUGUAUUGUAACAACCUAAAAUGCAGAGAUGUUUAAUACUGUUUUUUUCAUGAAAAAACACUCACAUACAUGGUUUGAAAUGUGCAUAGAUAUGCAUGUCUAUGUACACACAGACACAUGUAUAUACAUGAAUAUACCUUGAGCAUGAAUCCCUGAAGAAAUCAUUUUCAUAGCUCACCAAUGGUCAUGAGGAUCAUAUGUUUUCCCCAUCAAUGCUGAUUCUGAGAAAAGAGUGAUUUGUCAAAAUUAAACACUGUAAAAGAAAGGUGCUCUCAUGUCAUCACCUACCUAAGUAAAACAGAAAAUCAGAAACCUUAUCCUUAGAUUUUGACAAUCGUACUUGCUUCUUGUUGUUUUACUGUUUCCUGAAUUCAUGCAUAUGCCUGACCAUUCCUGGGAAGAGUGGAUAGCUCAGAAGUUAUUGACUCCACGGGCUUCACUGCAGUGUCUAAAAGCAAAAGCAAAUUAAAAUGCAGAGAAAGUACUUUUAUGAUGUGGAUGCAUGUAUUUAGGAAACACAUUUAUAAACAUGGAUACCCAAUAGUAAAUAUUGAAACCUGUUUCCUGUGUGUUAAACUCUAUGAAAAGUGGAUAUUGCAGGAAUGUUUUGCAGCCUUGUACAAGUUACUUAAAUUGGACACCUCAGAAUGAAAGUUCAUGUAGGUUCUGAACGGUUUUCUGCAGCUACUGUCACAGCUGGGAUGGAUUUAUCACACUGAGUUGUGAAAUUACCUGGUUCUAAUAAUUUUUGAAUGGUGAAAAUGGAAAACAGUCUUCAUUUAAAAACAUCCCUAAGCUUGAAUAAACUGAUACCAUAGAUAUGUUUUCUAAAACUAUGCUUUAUUCUACUGCCAUUACCAGCAUCUGAAUUUCAAGUUCUUAAAAUUUUGAAAAUUAAAAUUUUUCGUUAUUGACUAUCUGUUUAUCUUUCACAUGAAUUUGUCAUGAACAAAUCCAAAUAUUGAUGCCAGCAAAUUUUUGUACUGUUGUAUAGUUAAAAAUGCUGGGAGUCUAUACAUAGCUACAAAAUAUUAUUAAAUUAUUACAUAAAUUUAAUUUUAUAAAAUUUAAUAAUGCUUCUUUUAUCUGGGUAAUAGAGAUUGGACAGAUAUUUUUAGUUCAUAUGGUGAUUCUGAAGCUUACAUCUCCCUUAAAAAAUCUAAACCAGCUCUUAUGGGUUUCUAAUUUUGCUAUAAAUAAUUUAAAUUUUUUUGGUGUUAUUAGAAGAAAAACCCUAUUAAUGGGGUAAUAAGUGUUUCUCUUGUGAAUUUUAAUAAGCUCCAAUAUUACUCAAAUGAUCAAAAAUAUAGUUGCAAUUUUUUGAAUUUUAAAAAUAUGAUUGCUCCAAUAAAGGCUAAAAUCUAUGUUUUUAAACAAACAUAGUUUUGGUUCCUAAUUCUGUAAUAUGUUUUAUUGAAAUUAGAUGCAUUUCUCUAAUGUGAGAAAAAUAUAUCCAGUAAUGCCAUUGACUGUUUAAAGAAUUGUGCUCAUCAAAAAUAUUGUUAUCAAAUACAGGUGGCUAAUUUGAUACACAUUGCAGUUACAUGCAUUAUUUUUAUUUACAACAUUUACUCCUUAAUGAUGAUUUAUCUGAGUUACCCUGUUUUUCUACCUGGAAUGCCGUAGAAUUAUGCUUGCAAACCAACGUGUGCUCCUUUCAGUCGUUCACUAUUUUAAUAUGACGUGGUAGACAAGAUAAAGUUUUUGGCAGGUAACUUUUUGUCAUGUGUAAACGAAGUUCAAAGAUUAGAAAUAUAUCUAUGUCCUGAAAACCUUAGAUACAUAGCUGACUGUAUACAGGGGUUCAUCUCAAGCUCAACACUAUUGACUUUUGGGGCUGGAUAGUUCUCUGUUGUGAGGAGUUGUCCUGUGCACUGUAGGUUUGUAGUAACAUCCACAGUUUUUCCUCACCAGAUGCCAGUUGCACCCUCCCCCAAGUUAAGGCAACCAAAUAUGUCUCCAGAUAUUGCCAACUGCCCCCUGAGGGUCGGUACCUCUGGUUGAGAACCAUUGCUAGAGAAUGAUCUUUACUCAGUAGAUGAGAAUUUGGCCUUUAUAAGAAACCCAGUAAAUUUCUAGAGCAAGUCCCAAAAACUAAGGGACAGCUAAGAUGUUAUUAUGGUUGACUUCAAAGGCCUAAACUGUGUCUUUUAUGUCCACUAAACAACCUGAUUAAAAGACCGAAUUGUGACUUGUGUCUGUAUUAUACAAGUACAAAUACUAAUUUUGCCCUAUGUAUCCAUAAAUGUCAUUUGUGAUAUUGACUUAUUUAUUUAAUGCCCUUUCUUAUGCCGUGGUUUUUCAAGUUUACUCAUUUCUGUGGUUGCAAAUAACUCUAAAACUUAUUAUAUAAACUUUCUCAUUAUAAGCAGAAUACAAUAGCUAAAUAUCUGUUGCAUGUACUUUAAAGUUUAUUAUAAGAUAUAAACAGAUCUAUAAAGAUGUUGACUCUUACUAUGGUUUUGCAUGGCCAGACUCGGUAUCAGGUACGGAGAAGAUUCUCAUGACUGUCUUACCUCUACUGAAUAUUUUAGUGAGUUAUAUGAUUUACAGAGUGAUUAACAGAGGUCUAUAUAAAGUUAUUUUCCCCUUUACUUAAUUAUAUUGUAGUGUGCAGAUAACAAAACUGCUACCUUCUCAUUCAAAUGGUCUGUAGAAUUCAUGUCCUUACAGUGGUCAUUUAAAGUCAAUAUUUAUUUAUGUAUGUAAUAAAAAAGUUGGAUUUUUGUGUAUGUCUGUCAUGUUAUUUAGAGAGAAGUAAUCUUGUAAAAAAUGUUUUGUAAAAAACAAAAAAGUAUUGUAAAUAGUCUUGAUAUUCUGUGACUCAUUAUUUUCAUGUUAGAGUUUGUACAUACUGGUUCAAUAAUAAAGUAUCCUUAAACCAGA